Messenger RNA from Diuraphis noxia (Russian wheat aphid), 1486 nucleotides. Its product is annotated as mitochondrial chaperone BCS1-like. Gene Ontology annotation, molecular function: ATP hydrolysis activity; ATP binding. The record is from RefSeq and is a predicted model, not a curated record. NCBI's taxonomy places the organism in Eukaryota, Metazoa, Arthropoda, Insecta, Hemiptera, Aphididae.
GAUUUUGAAGCGCGUUACGGUGGCCGCCGUUUCCAGUAAAACCGUAUCCAAGGUUGUGGGAUUGGUCAGUCUGAGCUUGGCAUCGAUAGUCAUCGACGAGACGAUAACACUGAUUAAGCAGUACUUAUGGCGCAAUUACGUCACCGAACUUGAAGUUUCUAACACAGACAAGUCUUAUUAUUGGCUGCUGCAGUGGAUUUCCAAACACAACCAACAACUACUACAUUUCAGCGUGACCACCGUUUGUCGAAACACUGAGUCCACUGAUGCAACUUCGAAGUUCAACUACGAACCGAGUGCCGGCGAACACAUUUUUAAUGACAUGUACAAAAGUCAUACAAUACGUGUAAAACGUGAUCGCAGCACUAUGUUGUCCAGUGAGUACGGUUCUAGACCGUUUGAGAUGCUUACCUUAACUACUUGGGGUCGAAACAGACAAGUGCUGAAUGAAAUUCUGGAAGAGGCCCGAUUGUACGCUAUGUCCAUAAUGGAGUCGGGCACCACUCUGAUGGUGCCCUCAUAUGACACGUGGCACAACUUCGGCGAGCCCCGCGCGCCACGGUCAUUGUCAUCUGUUAUACUGGACGAGGGAGUGACCGAAAACAUUCUUAAGGAUAUACGCAAUUUUGAGACUGACAAGUCAUGGUACAUAGAUAGGGGAAUACCGUACCGUAGGGGGUAUCUGCUUUACGGGCCGCCGGGCUGUGGCAAGACAUCUUUGAUCACGGCACUGGCUGGCGAUAUGAAGUACAACUUGUGCGUGCUAAGUCUGAACGACUCAAAAAUGUCUGACGAUCAACUAGUUCAAUUGAUGGGAGAAGUACCAUCAAAGUCCUUCGUGCUCCUGGAAGACAUUGAUGCUAUGUUCGCCAACAGAGACGGAAAAACGGUCAUAGAGGGCAGUACUAAAGUGACGUUGAGCGGCUUGCUAAACGCUCUGGAUGGUGUCGUAUCGUCUGAAGGCCGAAUACUAUUUAUGACUACCAACUACGUUGAAAGGUUGGAUACUGCACUCAUUCGAUCUGGCCGAGUGGACUUCAAACAACACAUUGGUACUUGUACAGAUCAUCAAUUGUCAGAAAUGUUCAUUAGAUUUCGCCCAGAAGGUACAGAAAAUGACAAGAAAAGAUUUGUGAAAGAUAUAAGAAAAUGUAACAAACCAGUUGUCCCAGCUUAUCUACAAGAGUUUUUUUUGGUACACCGUUAUAAAGAACUAAAUUAUGUGUUUGAACAUAUAAAUGAUUUAUGGCAGAACAUACAAGACAUUCAAUUAACAGAAAAAAUACUAAGUACAUAAAAAAUCAAUGUUCAGUCGAAUAGCAAUUUUUGAGCACAAUAAAAGAAAGUGUCAUGAAUAUUUAAAGUGUUAGAAAAAGAACAACAAAAAUUAAUUAACAUGAAAAAAAUAACAAAAAGCGAAUACGUUCAUCAUCUUUUGGGAUCAAUUGAGUAUAAUGCUAUAGUUCCAUCCAUCGCGCCAGUAGAA